AUGGAGGACGUAAUCGAUGACAUAAUCAACAUGGAAUCUAGUUUCAAGGAUGAAGGGAUAGGUUGCUCGGAAACUCCGCUUCUCCUGCAAAGCACUCUUUCAAGUAGCAUUUUGGAUAUAUACAACAGUGACCAAGGAAUGCCAGCUGCUAAUAUGGGUCUCACAAAUGCAUCCUGCCCAUCUACUUUGCCUGUUAAAAGGGAAAUCACAGAUACUCGAGCGAUGGCAAAGGAGAGGCAAAAAAAGGAUAACCAUAAUCUCAUUGAAAGAAGAAGACGGUACAACAUUAAUUACCGGAUCAAGGAGCUUGGUACACUUAUCCCAAAGUCUAAUGAUCCUGAUAUGCGCUGGAACAAAGGAACUAUUUUAAAAGCAUCGGUGGAGUAUAUCAAGUGGUUACAAAAAGAACAACAAAGAGGCAGAGAAUUAGAGCAUAGACAGAAGAAAUUAGAACAAGCCAAUCGGAGGCUUUUGCUUCGAAUUCAGGAACUAGAAAUACAAGCACGAGCUCAUGGCCUGCCAAUCAUGCCUACAAUCAGUACGGUGGACUUAGCAUCCCAUGUCAUGAAACAGCAGGUCUAUCAAGAAGAGAAUUCAGUCGACUAUUCUCAACAUCUUGCUGUGGCCCACGAGCAACACUCUGACCUUGGUGAUGCCUCUGCAGCCUUUUCGGAUCCACUCUCACACUUUACAGAUUUGUCUUUUAGUGCCGCUUUGAAAGAGCAGAGGUUGGAUGACAUAUUACUGGACGAUACAAUCUCACCAUUUGGGACAGAUCCACUGUUAUCCUCUGUAUCUCCUGCUGUGUCCAAAGGAAGCAGCAGAAGAAGUAGCUUCAGUUCAGAUGAUGGAGAUGAUGUAUAGCACGGAAAAGAACUGCAUAGUUAGGGUGCUGCUGUUUUGUUUUGUUUUGACUUCGUUGGUGCUAAGAAAAUUAUGAAACGUAUUUAUGUUGUUGCUCAGCUUAAGUGGAAAAAGAAAGGAGUCAGCUGUUGUUGAGAAACCCUCCCUGGGAAUAUAUAGUCUAGGUGUGUGCAUACAUCACAGAUGAGCAAUAGAGUGAAAAGCAGUGCUGUUUUUAUAGAAAAAGAGGUUCCGGAAGUCACCUCCCUUGUUCUCUUAGAAUGGCACCUGAGACAUGCCAGAACCCACCUGAGUGGUGUGAGAACUGAGUUCCUGUGAGUUCCCCCUGAAAAGAAGCUCUGGUGAAAAGCAUAUCUUUGGUUGGAAGUGAUCACUGUAAGACUGAUAUUUCACAGCUGACAUUUUGCAAUGGAUAAGAUCUAGACUUGGUCAUGCCACUGAAAUUUGUAGGACUCCCAUUAAGUUAAGACUAACUUCAGUUUUAUUGAUUUCAGUGGGUCUGCUCUCAGUGUGACCCAGUCUGGACCCAACCCACUGAUUCGUAUUUAUUUACUAAUAAUGCUGCAGAUAUGUUUCCUUGCAAUUAUACACCAAUAUUGUAUCCAGUGCUUUUUUUUUCUAGACAAAUAGGUGCCGGUAUUCACCAGGAAGUUGUUACAGUAAGUGCCACACAUUUUAACAACGACAAAAAGAGGUGCAGGUACUGCAUACUCUUCACUACCCCCUGAAAAAAAAGCACACAAAAAAAUGGUGGAUUGUUGUUGGGGCUGUGUUGGGCCCAAGGACAGCCAUACAUGACUCAAGAUUUGAAGAUGGGUAUACCAAUUUGGGAGCCUGAAGUAAGAGAUGGUGAAGCCACAACCUGAAGUACAGCAAGCAGACGGUACUGUUCUGUUGACCAAUCAAAGGCAAAAAGCUAGGCUGCUACUGUUUCUAACAAAAUCUGUCAUCCCAAAGGAGCAGAGAAUGGCCGCUUACCCAGUUCAAGGGUGGACGGUGGUUGCAUCCCGUCGCUAUGAUUAUGGCACAAACCAGAGCACUGCCACCUUCCUGUUAGCUCUAUUCCUGGCCGCCAUGGAGCAACACGGGUCCCCGCCAGACCUGGUUUGAACUUCAGACAAUCCAUGGUGGCCUGGGGGCGGCGGCAUUCAGGAGCCAACCUUGGAGCAGCGGUUUUCACUCCGGUCUGCUCCUGGACCAUAUAAACAGGCCAGCACUGUUUAUAGGAGCUGGGAAUACUUGGUCUACAGUAGCUAACCGAGCUAGGCCUGAAACUGAGAGGCACUUGGUUUAAGCACCAGAGUCUCUGUCACUGCUAAGGCAAAUACAUCCUAGGGCUGUGCUAAAUACCGAUAUCACCCACCUUUCCCAAAGUGAUUGAGACACAUUAGAUAAUGUGUUUAUCAGGGCUGAAUUGAGACACUUGCCAGUUUCACAGGCUGGGGAGAUGGACUUUUCAACUGUUUUGGGGAGAUGAGGAUGAAACUUACUGUGAUUUCUUGGCAGUCACCUAUUUUCUGGCCAUCAUUCUGUCCCCCUCACAAUGCCCCCCAAACUGACACAGUUAUCAUGCAGCAUGAAGUGGUUUGUUUGUUUUUUAAGUAGGCAUUUCUUAACCCCAAUUCCUCAUAAAACAAUUCUUUGGGGAAAGGUAACAUUGUUCCAGGAGCAUUGUGAGAGUAAAUUGGCUGCUAGCAUCCUGAGAGGACCCACUGCCAUGAAGCUGAAAGUAGUGGCAAGAAAAGAAAAGAAAAAUCACUUUCACCUCCUUUUUUUGCCCCUAAAUCUUCCCCAUCCCCACAAUUUGAGGAAAAGUUCCUUAUGGGCUCAGUCCUAAUGUUUGGUGAUUUUGAAAUGACAUAUUGAUAUUGGUUCUAAAACUCUGGAGAAUGGGAAUAUUAUCCAACUGGAGAGUUAGUUAAUACAAGUUAGAUAAUACAUAUUACAGACUAUCUAUCUAUCUGGGACCCAGGUGGCACUGUGGGUUAAACCACAGAGUCUAGGGCUUGCUGAUCAGAAGGUCGGUGGUUCGAAUUCCUGCAACGGGGUGAGCUCCCAAUGCUUGGUCCCAGCU
Molecule: messenger RNA, 2938 nt
Organism: Zootoca vivipara (common lizard)
Lineage: Eukaryota; Metazoa; Chordata; Lepidosauria; Squamata; Lacertidae
Source: RefSeq, a predicted model, not a curated record